GCCUUGCUGACACUGCUUCCUCUCAACCUGGGGCCACCUUCUCCAGGCUGUGGUCUCUCCAGCGCCAGCAUGUCACUCUCAGUGCAGAACAGUGAACUGUCCAGGCGGCUGUCUUCCCAGAGUGGGACACUGGGCAGUGGUUAUGGGGGAAGUGCCCUUGGCUUUGGAGGCAGCUAUGGGGAAGGUUUUUCUGCUGCUUCCAUGUUUGGUUCUAGUUCUGGCUUUGGUGGCGGCUCUGGAUGUUUCUUUUCAGGAGGACUGGGCACUGCUAUUGGGGGAGUCCUGGUGGGGGGCUUUGGAGGCCUGGGGAUUGGAUUUGGAGGAAGCCCAGGAGGUGGCUCUCUAGGUAUUCUCUCUGGGAAUGAUGGAGGCCUUCUUUCUGGAUCAGAAAAGGAAACCAUGCAAAAUCUUAAUGAUAGAUUGGCUUCCUACUUGGAUAAAGUGCGAGCUCUAGAAGAGGCUAAUACUGAGCUGGAAAACAAAAUUCGAGAAUGGUACGAAACACGAGGACCUGGGACUGCAGACCCUGGGUCACAGGAUGAUUAUAGUAAAUACUACCCACUGAUUGAAGACCUCAAGAAGAAGGUCGCUUCUGCCCACAUCGGAAACGCCCAGCUCAUUUUACAGCUCGACAAUGCAGGACUGGCUGCCGACGACUUUAGAACAAAGUACGAGAACGAGCUGGCCCUGCGCAUGAGCGUGGAGGCCGACACCAACGGCCUGCGCCGGGUGCUGGACGAGCUGACCCUGGCCAGGGCCGACCUGGAGAUGCAGAUCGAGAGCCUCGCGGAAGAGCUGGCCUACCUGAGGAAGAACCACGAGGAGGAGCUCCAAAGCUCCCGGUCCCACGGCCCGGCCCAGGUCAGUGUAGAAAUGGAUGCUGCCCCCGGAGUGGACCUCACCAGGCUCCUCAACAACAUGCGGGCACAGUAUGAAGCCAUCGCUGAGCAGAACCGCAAGGACGCAGAAGCUUGGUUCAUGGAAAAGAGCAGGGAGCUCAAGAAGGAGAUCGGCACCAACACGGAGCAGCUUCAGUCCGGCAAGAGUGAGAUCGCCGACUUGAGACGCGCCUGGCAAAACCUGGAGGUUGAGCUGCAGUCCCAGCUCGCCAUGAAGAAAUCCCUGGAGGACUCCUUGGCCCAAACCAAGGGCGACUACUGCGGCCAGCUGUCCCAGGUGCAGCAGCUCAUCAGCAGCCUGGAGGAGAACCUGCUCCAGGUGCGCGCCGACUCCGAGCGCCAUAGCGCCAACCACCAGCAGCUGCUGAACGCGAAGGCCCGCCUGGAGCUGGAGAUCGAGACCUACCGCCGCCUGCUGGACGGCGACGCACAAGGUGACGUUCUGGGUGAAACUUCUCCUGGGACAGACUCCGAAUCUCAAGCGCAGCCCACGGAUUCCUCUGAAGACUCUACCAAUACCCAGAAAAUCAAGGCAAUUGCCCACACUGUGGUGAACUACGAGGUGGUCUCAUCCCAAGUUCAGGAACUCGAAGAACUAAUGUAAAAUUUCACAAGAUCUGCCUGCCCCAUGAUUGCUUCCUUAGGAACAAGAAAUUUACAAGUAGUUAUUCCUUUCAGAGUAAGAUGCUAUAUUAGUUCACUCUCUAUUUUUGUCUGUUUCAUUUUCUCUGGAUUCCGAUUCACUUUGAGUCCUUUUUGAAUUGAAACAGUAUUUAAUUAUGAGUCAUCAUGGCCAUGCCAGUCUCUAUAACAAACCCAAAUUUCCUUAUAUCUUUCUGGAUAUAGUCUUUUAAUAAACUUUCUUCUAGUGAUUUUAAUCAAAGGACCUUGAUCAAGUAGUAUUAUUUUAAUAAAGUUCAUUUUAAAAUAUGA
Messenger RNA from Molossus molossus (Pallas's mastiff bat), 1832 nucleotides. It is a transcript of the gene KRT12, whose product is annotated as keratin 12. Bases 70 to 1503 code for a protein of 477 amino acids. Gene Ontology annotation, molecular function: structural molecule activity. Lineage: Eukaryota; Metazoa; Chordata; Mammalia; Chiroptera; Molossidae. The transcript is spliced from 8 exons. The record is from RefSeq and is a predicted model, not a curated record.